Molecule: messenger RNA, 3080 nt
Organism: Panicum hallii
Lineage: Eukaryota; Viridiplantae; Streptophyta; Magnoliopsida; Poales; Poaceae
Exons: 7
Coding region: 84-2900 (938 amino acids)
Molecular function (GO): carbon-sulfur lyase activity
Source: RefSeq, a predicted model, not a curated record
GCAAGCACAAGCUUCCGCUUCCGCCCCCAACAAACAGUCCAGCUCCGAUCCGCCGCCGCCGCGUCUCGUCUUGCCUCGCCGCGAUGAACGCGUCGCAGUUCAUGGACAAGCAGAUCCAGGGCCUCGCUGCCUCCGGCGCCGCCGCGUCCUCGCCGCCGGCGUCCAGCGGCGGCGGCGGCGGGCUGGCCGAUCUGAUGAGUCCCGACCCGCAGGAGGAGGCGGAGAGCCACGCCCGCCACUCGCACCUCCCCCACCUUGGCGGCGCCAACGGCACCAGCAACGGCGCCGACGAGGUGCUUCCCAGCUACGACUUCCAGCCCAUCCGCACCGCCACCAGCGCCAGCGCCAGCGCCGUCCCCGUUGGCUCGGCCCCUGCGGCGGGCGCCUGGGGGUCGCUCGACUCCAAGGCGGCGUCCCCCAACCCCCUCAAGAGUUCUGGUGUAUUGGAGCCUCAUCACAUGCUAAAGAAAGUUAAUCAUGAAGAAGAGAGGAGCAACUUUAGUGCAGUCACUAUAGUGGAUAUCGAUCGUACCAUGAAGAAAUAUGCUGAUAAUCUUCUUCAUGCACUCGAAGGUGUAAGCUCAAGGCUUUCACAGCUGGAGGACAGGACAUACCAUCUCGAGAACUCUGUUGGUGAGCUGAAGAUAACAAUUGGUAACAAUAAUGGAAGUACUGAUGGAAAACUGAGGCAAUUUGAGAACACACUGCGUGAGGUUCAAGCAGGUGUGCAGAUUUUGCGUGACAAGCAGGAAAUUGUUGAGACUCAGAUCGUACUAGCUAAGCUCCAAGUGCCCAAACCAGGGGAUGUUCAUUCAGAAAAUACUGAUGCUGGGCAGGCAGACUCACGUCAGCAGCCAACUCCGCCCCAGCAAACCAUUCAAUCUCAGAACCAAGCCCUUCCCCCUUCCCAACCACCAGCACCACUGCCUGUCCUUCCUGCUCCAACCGCGCCACCUCCACCCCCAAUUCAAAACCAACCUCCAACUCACUUCCCUGCUCAUGUACCACAUCCCCAGGUUCCAUCAGUCACACCUGCUCUUACGGCACCUUCAGUGCCGUCCAUACCACAGGAAUCCUAUUAUCCCCAAUCAGCACAGCCAACUGAGGCCACCCAUCAGCAAUACGAAGCUCCACCAGCUCCGCAGCCUCAGGCAGCACAGCCAGCACCACCCCAGCACUACCAAACCCCACCUCAGUUUGCUCAAUAUUCUCAACCUCCCCCUCCUGCAAGUGUUAACCCCUCAGCUGCACUUCCACCCCCAGUGCCCCAGCAGCCUGAAGAACCAGCACCGUAUGGCCCUCCCACCCAGAGCUAUCCACCAAAUGUACGCCCACCUCCCCCUUAUAUGCCACCCCCUAGUGGACCUGCUGCUCCUUUCUACGGGCCAAACCCUGGCAUGUAUGAGCCACCUGCUGUCAGGCCAAACUCCGGGGUGCCACCGCCCUACAAUGCUGGAUACAAACCACCAGGUGCUGGUGGUUUCGCCGAGCCUUAUGGUUACACCGGGUCUCCAUCCCACCGUGGCAACGCUGGAAUGAAGCCACCCUCGCCCUUUGCCCCUCCUGGGGGAAGCGGCGGCUAUGGCAGGCUUCCCACAGCUCAGGUGCUGCCCCAGGCCGCGCCAGUCAGCUCCACGCCAAGCGGCUCUUCUUCCGGCACCAGAGUGCCCAUUGACGACGUGAUCGACAAGGUGGCCACGAUGGGGUUCUCGAAAGAGCAGGUCAGGGCGACGGUGUGCAAGCUGACCGAGAACGGGCAGAACGUGGACCUGAACGUGGUGCUCGACAAGCUGAUGAACGACGCCGACGCCCAGCCCCAGAGGAGCUGCGGCGACCCGACGAUGUACGAGGCGUUCUGGCGGGAGGUCGGGGGCUGCGCGGCGACCGUCAUCCGCGGGUGGCAGGCGAUGAGCUACUUCUCCGACGCCGCCGCGCUCUGCUGGUUCCUCGAGCCAGAGCUCGAGCGCGAGGUUCGCCGGCUCCACCGCGUCGUCGGCAACGCCGUGGUCGACGGCUACCACCUCGUCGUCGGCACCGGCGCCACCCAGCUCUACCAGGCGGCCAUGUACGCGCUCAGCUCGCCGGCGCGCGGGGACAAGCCCGUCCCCGUCGUCUCGCCGGCGCCGUACUACUCCUCGUAUCCGCCGCAGACGGACCUCCAGCUCUCGGGGUUUUACCGCUGGGCCGGCGACGCCAACACGUUCGCCGGCGGCGAGUGCAUCGAGCUCGUCUGCUCGCCCAACAACCCCGACGGCGCCGUUCGCGAGGCCGUCACCGGUGGCAAGGCGAUCCAUGACCUGGUCUACUACUGGCCGCAGUACACGCCCAUCACCGGGCGCGCCGCCCACGACAUCAUGCUCUUCACCGUGUCCAAGAUCACCGGCCACGCCGGCACGAGGCUCGGGUGGGCGCUGGUGAAGGACCGCGAGGUGGCCAGGAAGAUGGUAUACUUCGUCGACCGGAGCACUAUCGGCGUCUCCAAGGAGUCGCAGCUGCGCGCCACCAAGAUCCUCGGGGUCGUCUCCGAUGCCUACGAGACCCCGCCGGCCGGUGACAGCGGCGCUACCGUGCCGCGCCUGUUCGACUUCGCGCGGCGGCGCAUGGAGGAGCGCUGGCGCACCCUGCGCGCCACCGUGGCGGCCUCAGGCGCCUUCAGCCUGCCGGAGGAGACCACCGGCUACUGCAACUUCAACAAGCGAACCGUGACAGCUUGUCCUGCAUUCGCGUGGCUGCGAUGCGAGAAGGAAGGCGUCGAGGACUGCGCCGAGUUCCUAGCCGGCCACAAGAUCGUUGCUCGCGGCGGGGAGCAGUUCGGAGGAGACGCGCGGUGCGUCAGGAUCAACAUGCUGGACAGGGACCAAGUGUUUGACAUGCUUGUACAGCGCCUCGCCGCCAUAUAAACUGAACGGACUGAAUAUGCAUGGAGUGGUAGAAAGCGACCAUCAUGGAAUAAAUUGAACCUUGGUGUAAUGGUGUUCAUUUUCUCAGUUUAAUCUCUUAGUUUCUGAAAGAGAUGCAAGUUUUGGUUUGUUUCUUCGGUUUGGACUGAACUCUGCCGAUCAUUAGUGGUAUAGAUUAAA